Spodoptera littoralis (African cotton leafworm) is the source of this 1505-nucleotide messenger RNA. NCBI's taxonomy places the organism in Eukaryota, Metazoa, Arthropoda, Insecta, Lepidoptera, Noctuidae. The record is from the annotation of a GenBank genome assembly.
CGGCAAGCAGCGCGCGCGCACGCGUCUCGCACGCACCGGUCGACACGAUUCACUUGUUUGUUUACCAACAACCCGAUCGAUCGACCGUGAGAAACUCCCGCCAUACUCAUUAUGCUUAUGUUUCUAUUUAAUGACUUUUAUUUUUUCGCUUUCCACAUAAAAUACUGAUUCGAUCAAGAUUUUAAAUAUUCAAUUUGAUGACUUUCUGUUAGUGAGAUGUCAACGCCUCGACCCUUUAAUAAGUCGUCGCCGCCACUUUAUACGCCUCUGUGGACAUAAAUAACGUGCAUAAUGUGACAGAUACAUUUGUUGCGGCUGCAUUCAGGAGUGUUAACCAACUAUUCUGCGACAUGAAGCCCUCGAUGGUUAUUGUUUAUGUUAUCGCGCUUGCGAUCGUCGUCGGUGGCGAGAUCAGGAUCCGCGGCAAAGUAAGAAAAAGGUACACGGCCCACAGGCGGCACCGGGCCGUGCUGCCGCCGUGUAACUUCAAUGAGACUAUUAUCAAUGAUGAGUGGUCCUUGAUGGAAGCGAUAGGGAAAUCGAAGUACAUUUUUACUGGUAAGGUUUUGAAUGUGAAGAAGUUUCGUUCAGAAGAUAGGUUGACAAAGAAAAAGUCGAACUUGUAUACAGUGUAUUUGCGAAGAUUAUUGAAGGGGGAUAUGAGUGAAUUGAGGAUGUUUGUGAAGUUAGAAGGGUCAGAAGAGACUUUGAGUGGUUCUACGUUGAUGGUGGAGCGGCCUCGUGCGCGGGAGUCAUGUGCGCCGGCGCCGAGGCCACGGCUCUCUGCCAUUUUCCUGAGUGAUGGCGCGUACGCUGAUAAGGGCAGAGGACCCACACCUAGACUACGAAUCCUGACAGACCCAGUGCCGUUAACUUUAUACCAUUUGGACAGAGUAAAUGCUGCUGUUAAAGAUAUGGCAGUAAACAAUAUAACAAUCAAAAUGAAGCUAAAGGUUUUAGUGUUAUUGCUUUACUGCUUUACGAUAAGUUAUGCCCAUUUCCGUAUAAGGGGUGAAGUGAGGAAACGGGAUACGGUUUACCGCAAGAAAGACAUAAACGGCUCCAAAUGUGUUUUAAACGAGACGAUAACUAAUGACUACGAAAUUCUGUCGUCAGCCGUGUCUGAGUCUAAAUACAUUUUCACCGCCAGGGUCCUGAGCGUGAGGAAGAUAAAGCGCGGCACCAAGCCCAAUGUAAAAGUGUUUAUGUUUUACAAGCUGUACAUUCGUUUGGUCAUAAAGGGGAACAUCGAGGAACUGAGGAGUCACGUCGUUUCAGGAGAUGAGCGCUCUCUGAACGGCGCGAUAGUAUUUGUUGACUGGCUUCGUACGAACAAGUGUGCUUACAAACUGUACAGACAUUCGUCGGGUAUAUUUUUGAGCGAUGGCUUUUCCGAGGAGUCAUCCAAUGGGAACAAGCCUCGGCUGCGGCUGUUGAACGAGCCUCUUCCACUGUCACUCUACGAUUUGGACAGAGUGAAUGCCGCGUUGAAAGGUAAAUAUUGA